This is a messenger RNA of Carlito syrichta (Philippine tarsier), 2838 nucleotides long. It is a transcript of the gene ATP2C2, whose product is annotated as ATPase secretory pathway Ca2+ transporting 2. Lineage: Eukaryota; Metazoa; Chordata; Mammalia; Primates; Tarsiidae. Gene Ontology annotation, biological process: calcium ion transmembrane transport; manganese ion transport; intracellular calcium ion homeostasis. Gene Ontology annotation, molecular function: P-type calcium transporter activity; ATP binding; ATP hydrolysis activity. Gene Ontology annotation, cellular component: endoplasmic reticulum; Golgi membrane; plasma membrane. The record is from RefSeq and is a predicted model, not a curated record.
AUGGGCAAAGCGCGCUUCUCCAAGCUCCUGCAGAUCCUCCGCUUCUCGGGCGCGGGCCGCCGGUACCAGGCGCUGGGCAGGGACGAGGUGGAAGCCUUGAUUGAAGAAGAGUGUGAGCUGAAAGCCAUCGAGAAAGAGAAGAAGGUGACCGCUCUGCCACCCAAGGAAGCAUGCAAGUGUCACAAGGAGGAUUUGGCCAAAGCAUUUUGUGUGGACUUACACACGGGGCUGUCGGAGUUCUCCGUGACGCAGCGCAGACGGGUCCACGGCUGGAACGAGUUUGUGGCCGAAAACACCGAGCCUGUGUGGAAGAAAUACCUCGACCAGUUCAGGAGUCCCUUGAUCCUGCUGCUGCUGGGCUCCGCGCUGGUGAGCGUCCUCACCGGGGAGUACGAGGACGCGGUCAGCAUCGCCCUGGCUGUGUUCCUGGUGGUCACUGUGGCCUUCACCCAGGAGUACAGGUCAGAGAAAUCUCUGGAAGAGCUGACCAAGCUGGUUCCCCCUGAAUGUAACUGCCUAAGAGACGGCAAGCUCCAGCACCUGCUGGCACGGGAGCUGGUUCCUGGCGACGUCGUGUCCCUGUCGAUUGGAGACCGGAUCCCUGCGGACAUCCGACUCACCGAGGUCACAGAUCUCCUGGUGGAUGAAUCCAGUUUCACCGGAGAAGCGGAGCCUUGCGGCAAGACAGACAGCCCCUUGCAGGGCGCCGGGGACCUCACCACGCUGAGCAACAUUGUUUUCAUGGGGACACUGGUGCAGUACGGGAGGGGCCGGGGCGUCGUGAUCGGGACGGGGGAAAGCUCUCAGUUCGGAGAAGUGUUCAGGUUGAUGCAGGCUGAAGAGACGCCCAAAACGCCUUUACAGAAAAGCAUGGACAAGCUGGGGAAGCAGCUGACUCUCUCCUCCUUUGGCAUAAUUGGUCUCAUCAUGUUCAUUGGCUGGUUGCAGGGAAAGCAGCUUCUCAGCAUGUUCACCAUUGGGGUCAGCCUGGCCGUGGCGGCCAUUCCGGAGGGGCUGCCCAUCGUCGUCAUGGUCACGCUGGUCCUGGGCGUGCUGCGGAUGGCCAAGAAGAGAGUCAUUGUGAAGAAGCUGCCGAUCGUGGAGACUCUGGGUUGCUGCAAUGUCCUGUGCUCUGAUAAGACAGGAACCCUGACCGCCAAUGAGAUGACGGUGACCCAGCUGGUCACCUCAGAUGGGCUUCGUGCCGAGGUCAGCGGAGUUGGGUACAACGGCAAAGGGACCGUAUGUCUCUUGCCGUCCAAGGAAGUAAUUAAGGAAUUUUCCAACGUCUCGGUGGGAAAGUUAGUGGAGGCGGGCUGUGUGGCCAACAACGCUGUCAUCAGGAACAACACCAUGAUGGGACAGGCCACCGAGGGCGCCCUGCUGGCCUUGGCCAUGAAGAUGGACUUAAGCAACAUUAAAAAUUCAUAUGUGAGGAAAAAAGAGAUUCCGUUCAGUUCAGAGCAGAAGUGGAUGGCGGUGAGAUGCAGCCCCAAGGCGGAGGACCAGGAGGACAUUUACUUCAUGAAGGGGGCCUUCGAGGAAGUGAUUCGCUACUGCACCAUGUACAACAACGGGGGAAUCGCCCUGCCGCUGACGCCCCAGCAGCGGGCCUGCUGCCUGCAGGAAGAGGAGCGGAUGGGCUCGCUCGGCCUGCGGGUGCUGGCCCUGGCCUCCGGGCCCGAGCUGGGGAGGCUGACGUUCCUGGGCCUCGCCGGCAUCAUCGACCCUCCGAGGGCUGGCGUGAAGGAGGCGGUCCAGGCUCUCUCCGAGGCGGGCAUGUCCGUGAAGAUGAUAACGGGAGACGCGUUGGAGACGGCCUUGGCAAUAGGAAGGAGCAUCGGCCUGGCCCAGGGGAAGCUGAGGACCAUGUCCGGGGAGGAGGUGGACAGCCUGGAGAAGGCCAAGCUGGCCGGCCGCGUGGGGAAGGUGUCCGUGUUCUUCCGGACCAGCCCAAAGCACAAGCUCAAGAUCAUCAAGGCUCUGCAGGAGUCGGGGGCGGUCGUGGCCAUGACGGGGGACGGGGUGAACGACGCGGUUGCCCUGAAGUCGGCAGACAUCGGGAUCGCCAUGGGGCAGACGGGGACGGAUGUCAGCAGAGAGGCCGCCGACAUGAUCCUGGUGGACGACGACUUCUCGGUCAUCAUGAGCGCCGUGGAGGAGGGCAAGGGGAUUUUCCACAACAUCAAAAACUUCGUCCGCUUCCAGCUGAGCACGAGCGUCUCGGCCCUGAGUCUCAUCGCCCUGGCCACCAUGUUCAACCUGCCCAGCCCGCUCAACGCCAUGCAGAUCCUGUGGGUCAACAUCAUCAUGGACGGGCCGCCCGCACAGAGUUUGGGCGUCGAGCCGGUUGACAGGGACGCCCUCAGGCAGCCGCCGCGGAGCGUCAAGGACACCAUCCUCAACAGAGCCCUCGUCCUGAAGAUCCUCCUGUCCGCCGCCGUCAUCAUCAGUGGGACGCUGUUUGUCUUCUGGAGAGAGAUUCCUGAGGACAGAGCCAGCACGCCCCGCGCCACGACCAUGACGUUCACCUGCUUUGUGUUUUUCGACCUCUUCAAUGCACUGACCUGCCGCUCGCAGGCCAAGCUGAUAUUCGAGAUUGGCUUUCUCAGGAACCGCAUGUUCCUCUACUUCCUUGGGUCCCUCCUGGGGCAGCUGGCCGUCAUCUACGUCCCACCCCUGCAGAAGAUCUUCCAGACGGAGAACCUGGGGGCGCUCGAUUUGUUGUUUUUAACUGGAUUGGCCUCGUCCGUCUUCAUCUUGUCUGAGCUCCUCAAACUGUGUGAGAAAUACUGCUCCCGCACCACGAGCAUCCAGAGGCCACCUGACGGCGUGUAG